Halteromyces radiatus is the source of this 1526-nucleotide messenger RNA. RefSeq lists its product as uncharacterized. The record is from RefSeq and is a predicted model, not a curated record. The transcript has 2 exons. Bases 113 to 1390 code for a protein of 425 amino acids. Lineage: Eukaryota; Fungi; Mucoromycota; Mucoromycetes; Mucorales; Cunninghamellaceae.
AAUUUUAUUUCUCUCUCUCUUUUUCCGCUUUUCAUCACUUUUUUUUAUCUAUCUCCCUUCUUUUACUUUUUUUUUUUCAAUUUGACCACUUUCUUUUAUCACUUUUCAUAUCAUGGCUAGACAUCAUCAUCACCACCAUCAUCAUCACAACAAUGAAAAUGGCAAUGGACAUGUUAAGCAUUCCGAAUCAAAUGGUCAGGCGACAAAGGAAGGACAAUCUCCAGUAACAAACGACAACAAGAAACAACAACAAACAAAGGCCCAGUUUGUCUCACGUGUGACAUCCAUCCCACUUGUCCAUGAUAGUGUAUCUUCUGUUUCCAAUUUGGCAAAUAAAACUAGUCUUGGACGAUUCGCUUUCGCUACUGCCAACUCGACUUACUCCACCGUCAGCAAAUACACCAGCCAACAACCUGCUUACGUCCAAUCUUAUUAUGAAAGCUAUGUUCAACCUCACUUGGAAAAAGCUGAUCAAUUAGGUUGUAAAUCUUUGGACUUGAUUCAAUCCAGAUUCCCUGUUGUCAACGAACCUACCUCCAAAUUAAUUGAUGUUGUGCGUCAACCAUCUUAUCAAGUCAUCGAUGGUGUCAAGGUACGAUUGGAUACUACUUUGACUACAGUGCGUGCCCCUGCUGAUUAUGCAAACAAACAAUUGGUAACCGUGGUGGAUAAUGUGGAAGCUCUUGUUCAUCGCUAUCUCCCUCAUGACAACGACAAGACAAAGGAUAUCAAGAAGAAGAAGGAUGAAUCAGAAGUGAAUCAAAUCUACCGUGCUUAUGGUGUGUUAAAUGAAGCCACUCUGCGAUUGACUCAACGUGUCACUGAUCAAGUCAAGUCCACGGCAUCUCAAGUACCUAAAUCUCGUGAUGAUUUAGCACAAUGGGCUAAUGCUUCUGCUUUGAUUCAAACUGCCACCACCAAUUUGCAAUCCAUUCAAACUACAUUGACUCAAUCUGUUACCGUGUACGUCGAUGCCACUCAACGUCGCUUGCCUCCUGCUGUGACUGAACGUAUUCAACAAUGGCACUCUAUCACCACCGAACGUUUACAAGGAUUAUCCAAUCAAGUUUCUAUUCAACUCAAUCAAGUGGUAUCUUUUGUCAAGACACAAUCUCAACCUCCUCAAUGGCUCAAAGAUCGUGUACUUUCAUUGGUAGAUAUUGCUAACCAUCAAUUCGACUUGGUCCGUGCUGAAUACGCUCGUACUGAUAUUGCUUCUUUGGAAAAGGCAAAGAAUGUCGCCUAUGGUUUACAAACUCAAGUUGUGCCUGUUUUACAAAACAUCCAAUCUCAAUUGACCUAUUAUUCCCAAGUCGCAAGAGAAAAGGCUCAAGCAGAUUUGAAGGUACCUUUGGAUUUCCUUGGUUUUCAUGCUCAAAAAGCUGCCUAAGUAGGUAGAUCUCUAUCACUUGAUUUUUUUUUUUUUUUUUGAUAUCAGAUACAACUUUUGUUUAUUAUAUAUCUCCAUUCAUUCCUCCCUGAAUCUCUCUCUUUUUUUUUUUUCUUUCUUUUCUUUCUUUUUUUUU